AUGGUCAUGGCGUCCCCGGCCAUUGGGCAGCGCCCGUACCGGCUGCUCCUGGACCCAGAGCCGCCGCGCUACCUGCAGACCCUGAGCGGCCCGGAGCCGCCGCCGCAGCCGCCCGGUCGGGCCUCCCGCCGCUGCGCCCCGGUGCCCGUCUCCGCCGCGCCCGGGGCGCACGAGGGGCGCGGCGCCCGCAGGGCCCCCCGCGGGGACCCGGACCCCCCGCCGCGGGCCGCCCGCCCCGCUCGCCCUCUGCGGCCCGGGCUGCAGCAGAGGCUGCGGCGGCGGCCCGGAGCGCCCCGGCCGCGGGACGUGCGGAGCAUCUUCGAGCCGCCGCAGGACCCCCGCGUCCCGGCCGAGCGCGGCGAGGGGCACCGCUUCACCGAGCUGGCUCUGCCGAGCGGCCGCGGCUGGUGCGACCUGUGCGGCCGGGAGGUGCUGCGGGAGGCGCUGCGCUGCGCCAACUGUAAGUUCACCUGCCACCCAGAGUGCCGCCACCUGAUCCAGCUGGACUGUAGCCAGCAGCAAGGCCCGCUCCGGGACAGACCUUCUCCAGACUGCACGCUCACGCCGACCGCUGGCCAGAAUGUCUGCAAACCCGCGGAGGAGCCGCGGUGCCCGCCCACGCUGCAGGAGAUCAAGCAGCAGAUCGCCAGCUACAACAGCCGAGAGAAGAACUGCCUGGGCAUGAAGCUGAGUGAAGACGGCACCUACACGGGUUUCAUCAAAGUGCAUUUGAAACUGCGGCGGCCUGUGACAGUGCCCGCUGGCAUCCGGCCCCAGUCCAUCUAUGACGCCAUCAAGGAAGUGAACCUGGCGGCCACCACGGACAAGCGGACAUCCUUCUACCUGCCACUCGAUGCCAUCAAGCAGCUGCACAUCAGCAGCACCACCACGGUCAGCGAGGUCAUCCAGGGACUGCUCAAAAAGUUCAUGGUCGUGGACAAUCCCCAGAAGUUUGCACUUUUCAAGCGGAUACACAAGGAUGGGCAAGUGCUGUUCCAGAAGCUCUCCGUGGCUGAUUGCCCCCUCUACCUGCGCUUGCUGGCUGGGCCCGACACGGAUGUCCUCAGCUUUGUGCUCAAGGAGAACGAGACUGGGGAGGUGGAGUGGGAUGCCUUUUCCAUCCCCGAGCUCCAGAACUUCCUAACGAUCCUGGAAAAAGAAGAGCAGGACAAAAUCCAACAAGUGCAGAAGAAGUAUGACAAGUUUAGGCAGAAACUGGAGGAAGCCUUGAGAGAGUCCCAAGGCCAACCUGGCUAA
Pipistrellus nathusii (Nathusius's pipistrelle) is the source of this 1257-nucleotide messenger RNA. The record is from the annotation of a GenBank genome assembly. Lineage: Eukaryota; Metazoa; Chordata; Mammalia; Chiroptera; Vespertilionidae.